AUGUUGUCGAAACUCGAGCAUCCGUCCCAAAAGAAGGAGGAGCGGCCACGACUGCCGCAGCCACCGUCCCUGGUCCAACAUCAGACCAACUCGUCUCAAGGACCAUCUCAGGGACCGGCUGGAGAGCCCCAGCCACCGAGGGUUCGCCGGAAGCUUCCUCCGUGAGUUUACAUCAGGGUUCCAGCACGUUUGACUCUUUUUUUGAGAACUCCUACCGACCAGAACCAUCUGACUCAAGACGACCUCGAUCACAUCUUCGAACAUCACCGCUCGAUCGAGAAAGUCGAGGUGUGGCGCCGUCAGUGCGGAUUUCCUCCUUCCAACAUCAACGGAACCGGAACCAGCAGCGGCACCGGAUAA
Molecule: messenger RNA, 360 nt
Organism: Caenorhabditis sp. 36 PRJEB53466
Lineage: Eukaryota; Metazoa; Nematoda; Chromadorea; Rhabditida; Rhabditidae
Source: the annotation of a GenBank genome assembly